Molecule: messenger RNA, 317 nt
Organism: Staurois parvus
Lineage: Eukaryota; Metazoa; Chordata; Amphibia; Anura; Ranidae
Source: the annotation of a GenBank genome assembly
AUGCAGACUGCUUCUACAUACAUUUGUGAAAAACUGUGCAAUAAGUUCAUCCGUGAAAUUUCCUUGCUACUAAAUAUUCCAGUCAACUGUUUAGUGGUAUUAUGACAAAGUGAAAGCAACUGGGAACAACAGCAACUCAGCCAUGAAGUGGUAGGCCACGUAAAAUGACAGAGCGGAGAGUGCGCAGAAGUCUCCAACUGUCUGCAGAGUCAAUAGCUAAAGACCUCCAAACUUUGAGUGACCUUCAGAUUAGCACAACAAUAGUGCACAGAGAGCUUCAUGGAAUGGGUUUCCAUGGUCGAGCAGCUGCAUUCAAG